AUGCCUGUGCAUCAUAGGGACCAGCGGCGAGGAGCUGGAGGGGGGUCUACCUAUAAGGUAUUACAGACAAUUGUCACUGACUCCACCAGUGUCAGCCAGGCACAACGCAUCAUAGGCUCGGGGGCCUUUGGUGUUGUUUACGAGGCGAAGGUGCAGGAGACUGGGGAAACAGUCGCCAUCAAAAAAGUAUUUGAAGACAAGAGAUUCAAGAACAGGGAACUUCCUACUCUCAAGCAGCUCAAGCAUCCCAACAUUGUAACGCUAAAGCACGCUUUUCACACCGCAGCGGAGACCCCGACUGAUUUGUAUCUGAACCUUGUGAUGGAAUACGUCCCUGAUAACUUGUAUCAGGUUAUGAAGUAUUAUGCCAAAGUUAAGGACUAUAUGCCCUCGCAACUGGUUAAGUUAUAUUCAUAUCAACUUCUGCGUGCUGUUGGAUAUGUGAAUGCCAAAGGGUUCGCUCAUCGCGAUAUCAAGCCGCAGAACGUACUAAUCUGCCCGUCAACACACACCCUGAAACUAUGUGAUUUUGGAUCCGCUAAGAAGCUCGCCAUGGGGGAGGAUAAUGUGGCAUAUAUAUGCAGCAGGUUUUAUAGAGCCCCUGAACUCAUCUUCGGCUCUACGGGUUAUACAUCCAAAGUUGACAUAUGGUCUACAGGCUGUGUUAUUGCGGAGAUGUGUCUCGGGUGUCCGCUUUUUCCGGGACAAACUGGCGUUGAUCAGCUGGUGGAGAUAAUCAAAGUUCUUGGAACACCAACGGCUGAGCAGGUGGCGGCGAUGAACCCGAAAUAUAAAGAUUUCAACCCAAGGGUAUUCCCGCGUAUAAAACCAAUCGGGCUUGCUAACGCCCUGCGUGGGCGGCCUCAGAUGGACCGAGGCUUUGAAGCUCUACUACGUGUUUUGUUGAGGUUCGAACCAGCGACGCGUAUGUCUCCUAUUCUGGCGCUGUGUUUGGAAUAUUUUGAGCAGUUGAGGAAUCAGAAGGACCUUGGCCAGGAGAUAGAGGCUGCGGGUGGCCUGCCGAAGGAGCUCUUCAAGUUCACCAGUGAGGAGCUCCUAGAAGUUGGUGACUCCAGGCGACUGGCACCUCGGCGUGUUGAGUCACCACAGAUAGUGGCUGGCCCCGACAAUACUACUCAUACCACUCCAUCAUCAUCUUCUUUCAAGUCAGACACGUUUCAACCACUGUCUAAUUCUGCUACUAUUACAACUAAUUCUUCUUGAGCAGCAACAGCACAUACCGUCUUUGCGCCGAUUCUGUAUUCUGUUGCCGUGGUGGUCAUCGCUGUCAAAGGCUGCUUGAAAGUACUAGCAGUAGUUGGUAAGCACAAUAUUACAACAUCUAUAGUUAUAUACGGUAUUAUUAUGCUCUUACGAUUAG
Molecule: messenger RNA, 1381 nt
Organism: Perkinsus marinus ATCC 50983
Lineage: Eukaryota; Perkinsozoa; Perkinsida; Perkinsidae
Product: glycogen synthase kinase-3 alpha, putative
Exons: 6
Coding region: 1-1224 (407 amino acids)
Biological process (GO): protein phosphorylation; signal transduction
Cellular component (GO): cytoplasm
Molecular function (GO): ATP binding; protein serine/threonine kinase activity
Source: RefSeq, a predicted model, not a curated record